CCCAGAUCCGAUCUGCGUGCUGAUCUGCAGGCCAAUCUCCCGACCUGGCAUCCUGCCGUCCGCCAAGAUCUGCCAGGUGAGACCCCUCCGCCGCCCGUCGGCCCCUGCUGCGGCCUGACAAUCUGUCUAGAUGAUGUAACAAGUUCAAUCCAUUCUCCGAAGGCGCUGCCGAGACAUACGCCUGGCGAGCCCGUUGGAAGGGUUCUCUUUCCUUUGGUGUGAGCCGGGCGUUCCUGUCAACGCGGGGUUUGGCGGGCUUCCUCGCUGGCCCCGGGGACUGUCCUCUGUCUGGGCUCGCUUGCUUGAGGCGACCCUCCCUGUGUCUGUCCGCUUGUCGGAUGGGAUAUGGCGGUGGCGUCUUGAUGAGCCUGCUCGGCGGAUGGCGCUGUCUCCGGAUGCCGUGUGCGUCGAUGGCUCGCCGUGCUAAUGCCUGCAAGACGCAACCGGACUAUCUGAUGCUAUUCGCGAUUGUCGGCAUAUCGGGCCCCGAUGCAGCCGCGACUCUAUUUACUGCCAGAAAACUGCGAUCGCCAUCGAGACUAACAGCUGUCGUCCUCUGCAUCUGACUUUUCGGCUCGGUGCAACUCAUCAGCCGCUAGAUUUGCUCCGCAGAAGCUGCUGCAUGCGCUCGAGGUCGCGCUUGAACGUGUCCCUCGUUUGGUCGAUGAUCUCGGUAAAGGCCGCAAUGUCUUUCUCUUUGUUUUGCAGGGAGAGCUGGUUGGUGACUGGCGAGCGACAGACGGCAACAGUGUUCAAUAAAACGAGUAACUUGGUGGA
Molecule: messenger RNA, 777 nt
Organism: Polychytrium aggregatum
Lineage: Eukaryota; Fungi; Chytridiomycota; Chytridiomycetes; Polychytriales
Exons: 1
Coding region: 339-566 (75 amino acids)
Source: RefSeq, a predicted model, not a curated record